This is a messenger RNA of Colletotrichum navitas, 1726 nucleotides long. RefSeq lists its product as uncharacterized. Gene Ontology annotation, biological process: regulation of DNA-templated transcription. Lineage: Eukaryota; Fungi; Ascomycota; Sordariomycetes; Glomerellales; Glomerellaceae. Gene Ontology annotation, molecular function: zinc ion binding; DNA-binding transcription factor activity, RNA polymerase II-specific. The coding region runs from base 151 to 1557 and encodes 468 amino acids. The record is from RefSeq and is a predicted model, not a curated record. The transcript is spliced from 3 exons.
UCUCCGCCCCCUUGGGUUCCCCCUUACUCGCCCGCUCGCGCACCCGGCGGAAGUGUGCAGCGCAGAGAGAGAGAGAGUGAGAGUGAGAGAGGAGAGUGCGUGUGUGUGGACGCGGACUGUUGGAACUGGGAAAAAAAAAAGUGAGACACGAUGCGGAUGCCCGCCGCCGCCAACGCGAACGCCGUCGCCGUCACCGUCCCAACCGACAAUCGGCCGGCUGUCGUCACUACGGCUCCUACUGUUGCCGCCGCCGCCGCCGCCGCCGCCGCUGUUGCCACCGGGACUGCUUCUGCUUCUGCUUCUGCUUCUGCUUCUGCUUCUGCUUCUGCUCCUGCUCCUGCUUCCGCUUCCGCUUCCGCUGCUGUCUCCGAGACUCAUCGGCCUGCUUCCGACGCCGCCGCCUCCGCCGUCUCCUCUGCUGUUGGAGCUGCUACUCUUCCUCCUCUCUCUCAUCCUCACCCUCCUCUCGCGUCGCUUCCCUCCAUGCCGUUGACGUUGUCUCGCCCGUCGCGAUAUGACGCCGCCCCUGUUGCCGGCCGCCUCGAACCCUAUCCCUUCGGCCCCCUUCAUUCUCUGCCACCGCCAUCAACCUACUACCGCCGCUUGGCUGCGGCUCCGGGCCCGGCUCCAGCUGCUUACCCAUCCUCCAUCGCCCGCCAUGGCGCGUUCGGCCUCCCUCCGUCGCCCUCACCAACUCCAUCACAUGCCAACAGCUUCGACAGCCUCAGCAACCAUGAGAGGAACCACAGCAGCUCAAGCUUCACCAGUACCGGUAACAGCAGCAACCACGUCACGUCGGCACCUCGAUCCGACACCUCCAAGCCCAACAAAUGUUCCGUCAUGGCCCUGCAGAACGUCUUGUGCGACCCAGACGACGACGUGGACAUGGCCUCGUCGCGUUCCAGUCACCCGCCCACGCCAUCUCUAGAUGCACUCAACCCUUCCAUCACAAACUCCGCCCCUGUUUCUCCCGCUUCGGCACCACUGGAAACAUCUGCCUUUGUGGCGCGUCCAAAUCCGUCUCAUGUGCUCAUGACCACCCGGCCCCAGUUGCACACUCCUCACAUCCAACACACAGAACCUGGCUGUAAGACGUGUCAGAUCCGCAAGAUGCCCUGCGAUGAAGGGCGACCCUCGUGCCAAAACUGCUCACGCAUGGGCAUCCAUUGUUUGGGCUACUUUUCUGCGAGUCAUGCCAACUCGCAACAGGUCUCGGACCGCUCCGUACCCAGCGUUAGUGCCAACGCCAAACGCCAAGAUCAGGAGGAGUACCUCUUCUUCCUCCUCGACCACUACCGGCACACCAAGCGCCAUUGCAUGUGGGAGCUCAUCACUCUCGACUUCAACGAGCACUUCUCCUGCAAUAUGCGAAAAGAGGCCUUGCAGAUGAUCAAGCGUCGACGUUUCAAGGACAACGACACUCGGGAGGCUUCUCCAAACGACGCUCCGACCAGCUCUCAACGACCCAAGGCAAAGAGAGGACGACGACCGCGACCGAGCGCCCCUUCCCUCCAGCCACUGCCGCAGGACGCCGACAACGAGUCUGGCACAGGAUGAGACGAGGGCUGUCAUACCUUGACCUAACUCAUCCCCUGCGGGACCUGUUAUCCAAAGGGCGACCGGCGUGCGACUUUUACUUGGCGGCCAACAGUGCAGAGUGGCCAACUCAGUAAUCAUCUGUCAUGCGUACAUCAGCCGCAGACAUAUCGGGGCACAAGACAGCGAC